CCGCUACCUGGGCCAGACCAUCCCGAGUACGCCACGAUCCUCAUCGGCCCCGAUAAGCAUCGAUUUCGAGUCAACCAUCACCUGCUCUGCGAUGUCUCUCCCUUUUUCCAGGAGCGUCUCGAAGACCCCUUCCACUCACAAACCGUCUUCCUCUGGCUGCCGAGCGAGCCACCCGCCAUGUUCCGCCUAUUCGUCGAGUGGGUGCACAAUCCUGAUGGCUUCCGCGAGCAUCUCGACAACGUCAUCAGCGCGGCGCCCAAGAAGAGCAGCAAAGCGUGCCUCGACAUCCACUGGGCCAUCAUCCAUCUGCAUCUCUUUGCUUCCCAGCUCGACCUCUGCUAUCUGCAGGACGUCUCCAUCGAUGCCAUCCAGGAUCUCUACCUCAAAUACGACUGGGAUGUGCCUCCCAAGCUGGUCACCUACCUCUACACCGAAUGUGAAACAGGGCCGUCAAUACGCCUCCGCCUGUGGGCCGUGGCCAUGGUCGCAUUCUGCCUGGCCGUGGGCGGCCAGCCCAAGUUCUCAGGCCAAGACCUGGCCACUUCCUAUCCCGCACAAAUCCAUGCCCUCUUCCAGUCGCUACCCAGGUUCUCCGCCGACUAUACCCAGCACAUGGAGUGCAUGAGGGACGCAGGCCACGAUGUCCAGCUCAAGAACCCUCAGCUCCGCAUCUCGGCCAACAACCUGGGCAACAACAAGCGGCUGUUUGGGUUUCGAGAGUGCUCGUUUCACUCUCAUCGGUCCGCCGUUGGCGAGGGCCUGUGUCCUCAU
Messenger RNA from Trichoderma reesei QM6a, 771 nucleotides. RefSeq lists its product as uncharacterized. The record is from RefSeq and is a predicted model, not a curated record. The transcript has a single exon. Lineage: Eukaryota; Fungi; Ascomycota; Sordariomycetes; Hypocreales; Hypocreaceae. The annotation marks the transcript as partial.